CACAGGAAGCUCUACGACUACCUCCUUCCACUCACUUUGUCCUCGAGCAUCACCACGGUCAGCAUGACGAUUCGUGCCAAAAGGUUCACGCCAGAGGUGCUUCUCAGCGCUCCUCGCCGUUCUGCAGGGCUGCCGAACUUGGACGCUUCCAAGGUCCUGUAUACUACUUCAACGUAUAACUUUGAAAAGCACGAGGGAACUUCUGAGGUCCGUGUGCUGGAUGUCGAAGCUCAAGAGACUUCCCUUGUCACCGGUGCUAAAGGGUCGAGCGAGCCGCAAUGGCUUGACGACAAGACCAUCUUGUUGCUGCACGAGCAGAAGGACGGGACUACGCACGUGAAGGUCGGGCCAGCUGAUAACUUUUCAAACAAUGGCUACGUCGCUGGCAGCAUCCAAGGACCAGUCGGCAAUCUGAAGCUGGUACCUAUCGGGGAUAACACCUAUGGUGUUGCCGUCACAGGAAAGGCGCAACCCAACGGUGACUUGUUCAAUCCAGAAAAAGCUUCGAAACCACGUACCACCGGCCGUCUGUAUACGUCGUUAUUUGUGCGCCAUUGGGACCACUACGUUACCGAAAACCGCAAUGCCAUCUUCUUGGGUACACUUUACAGAGAAAACAACAAGUUUAAGCUGUCUAAGCUUGUGAAUGCGCUUAAAAAUUCGGGGCUCGAGUCUCCAAUCGAUCCUUUUGGUGGUAGUGACAAUUUCGAUAUCUCGAUUCAUGGUCUUGUCUUCACUGCCAAAGAUCCAGCCCUGAAUCCCGCAACGCAUACCAAAACCAACAUAUACCUCUCUGCGUCCAAGAACUUCUGGCUGGACAUUGUGAAUGGCCUUCCCCAGUUCUUUGAAGUUCCAAUCUAUAACUUCGCAGGGGCCAGCUCCAGCCCGGUGUGGGAUAAUGAAGGAAAGAGCAUAGCCUUCUUGUCAAUGAAGACCGACGGUUAUGAGUCUGAUAAGAACCAGCUCUUCAUCAUCCCCGAUUAUGUCAGCCCCGGUUGGGUACAGCAUAUGUUUCCUGGAAGUACUGGAAAAGGUGAUUGGGACCGAAGCCCACAGUCAAUCACUUGGGGUGACAAGACGUUAUAUUUGACAGCCGAGAAGGAAGGUCGUAUGAGCCUGUUCGCAGUCGAGACAAAUGCCUUGCAGGACGGGAUUAAUUCGAAGUCACCAACCCUGGUCGUUAAUGGUGGUUCCAUCAACAGUGUCAAAGUGUUGGAAUCGGGCGCUCUCUUCCUUUCUUCGAGUACACUCAUCGACAACAGCUUGUAUUCGCUGAUACCAUCUGACUACAAGACAAAGACUUUGCAAGGGAAAGACGCGUACAACCUUCCCGAAAGUGAUGUCCCCGUCAAUUCUAAACCGGGAGAGCUUUUUGCAACAUAUGUUUCCUCGAACAGCCGUAGCGGUUCCUCGUUCGGACUUUCGCGUCGUCAAGUGGAUGAGAUUCGUUGGCCCGGUGCAACGCCCAACGUCGAUGUCCAUGCUUGGGUGGUCAAGCCUUCCUCUUUUGAUCCGGACAAGAAAUAUCCACUAGCCUAUUUGAUUCAUGGUGGACCUCAAGGAGCCUGGACAGACAGUUGGAGUACGCGAUGGAAUCCUGCCAUCUUCGCUGAGCAGGGCUAUGUUGUCGUCUGCCCCAAUCCGACGGGUAGCACGGGCUAUGGCCAAGAUUUCGUCGACGCUAUUGCGGGCCAGUGGGGAGGUCUCCCCUAUGAAGACCUUGUAAACGGCUUUGAAUACAUCCAGGAUAAUCUUUCAUAUGUUGACACCCAGCGUGCUGUUGCCUUGGGAGCUUCUUACGGUGGUUAUGCAGUAAAUUGGAUUCAAGGUCACGAUCUUGGGCGCAAAUUCAAAGCCCUUGUGACCCACGACGGCGUUUUCAGCAUGACUAGCCAGCUCGCGUCCGAGGAGCUUUACUUCCCCUUCCACGACUUGGGUGGGCCUCUCUGGAGCAAUGCCUCCUCGUGGGCAGAAUGGGAUCCCUCGCGAUUCUUGGACAAUUGGGCAACGCCGCACCUAAUCAUCCAUUCUGAGCUCGAUUACCGUCUCACCAUGAACGAAGGACUCUCGGCUUUCAAUGUGCUGCAGACAAAGGGUGUCCCUAGCCAGUUUUUGACUUUCCCCGACGAAAAUCAUUGGGUGCUCAAGCCUGAGAAUUCUCUCAUGUGGCACGAGGUUGUGCUGGACUGGAUCAAUUCGAAUGUGGGAUUGCCCAAAUACACGGAGAAUAAGGAUGAGAAUGACGUGGAGAACGCGAAUUGA
Molecule: messenger RNA, 2262 nt
Organism: Periconia digitata
Lineage: Eukaryota; Fungi; Ascomycota; Dothideomycetes; Pleosporales; Periconiaceae
Source: the annotation of a GenBank genome assembly